This is a messenger RNA of Vicia villosa (hairy vetch), 390 nucleotides long. RefSeq names its product pEARLI1-like lipid transfer protein 3. Lineage: Eukaryota; Viridiplantae; Streptophyta; Magnoliopsida; Fabales; Fabaceae. The record is from RefSeq and is a predicted model, not a curated record. The coding region runs from base 1 to 390 and encodes 129 amino acids. The transcript has a single exon.
AUGGCUUUCAACAAAUUAUCUUCCAUAAUUUUAGUGCUUUUUCUUCUUUCUUACUCAACAUUCACCAAUGCCCAAGGUUCUCCACCAUCACCAAAUCAAACACCUUCAGCCACUUCUGCUCAACCUUCAUCCCAAGGUAAUUGCCCCAUAGACACCUUAAAGAUGAGGGUUUGUGCUAAUCUUUUAGGAUUGGUUCAUCUUGGAACUCCUCCUUUGGGUAGUGAAUGUUGUGCAUUAAUCGAUGGUUUGGUUGAUUUAGAAGCUGCAGCUUGUAUUUGUAUCGCACUUAAGGCGAAUGUGCUUGGAAUCAACUUAAACAUACCUAUCGACCUCAGCUUGAUUCUUGGUGCAUGUCAAAAAAGUGUUCCUCUUGAAUAUAAGUGUGUCUAG